ACGUUUGGCGCCCCCUCGAGGUGAACAAAUUAACUGCCUCGAUAACCCGGAAAUACAUUCUAUCUCCUUUGGUUGCACGUGCAGAAGUCCUGCUCGGUCCAACAUGGGAAAGUCCAAACAGACCGGAAAUCAUAAGGGCGACAAGAAGAAGAACAUCGCUAAGAAGUGGAAGACGAAGCGCCGGACCAAAGAUUUGGACCAGAUACACUCGGACAUGAAGCCGGAAACCGCGGCCAAGCUGCUGCGUCAGGACGUGGACUAUGAUGUAACGGGAUGCGCACAACACUAUUGCUUACACUGCGCGCGAUACUUUGUCGACAUGCGAUCCUUGAAGGAGCAUUUUAAAACCAAAGUACAUAAGAAGCGGUUGAAGCAGCUGAGGGAGGAGCCGUACUCGCAGGCGGAGGCAGAGCGCGCCGCAGGGAUGGGAUCCUACAUCGCCCCGAAAACCAUAGAAGUGAAAACGCAACCAGUGGAGGAAAACAUGGACUGAACGCUGCUUAUUGGACGGACUCUCAUUAACAGAAUCCUUCUGUUAUUUAUUAUGAUCACAAAGCUGCUAUUUUUAUGACAGCUUGUAACUUUCUGUAAACAUGGAAUAAUAAAGUAAAAAACUACAUAUUAAAAUGUUAAAAUUCUAGCUUUCUCUGAAAUUGCAGAAUAAUUCUUAAAAGUAAUUAAUUAUUCUAAUUUUGAGUUGAUGUAAUUUUGCAGUAUACAAAUAAAAAACUGAUUUGGUAA
Messenger RNA from Gambusia affinis (western mosquitofish), 741 nucleotides. RefSeq names its product zinc finger protein 593 (gene znf593). Gene Ontology annotation, molecular function: zinc ion binding; nucleic acid binding. Bases 104 to 493 code for a protein of 129 amino acids. NCBI's taxonomy places the organism in Eukaryota, Metazoa, Chordata, Actinopteri, Cyprinodontiformes, Poeciliidae. The transcript has 4 exons. The record is from RefSeq and is a predicted model, not a curated record.